Owenia fusiformis is the source of this 2449-nucleotide messenger RNA. The record is from the annotation of a GenBank genome assembly. Lineage: Eukaryota; Metazoa; Annelida; Polychaeta; Sabellida; Oweniidae.
CAGAAAUCGGUGAAGAUGGCUGCGAAUUUGCAGUCGAUGAAUCUCUAUUGGAAAAACUUCGACUUGCAAGACUUACAGAAAAACUUAGAUACUACUGCCACAGAACUUGCAGGGAGGCAAGAUGACAGCGACAUAUCACGUAAAAAACUUGUAGAACAAAGCAGAGAUUUCAAAAAGAACACCCCAGAGGAUAUACGCAAAGUUGUAGCACCACUUCUGAAAAGUUUCCAGGGUGAAAUAGAUGCACUUUCCAAGCGGAGUAAAGCUGCGGAAGCUGCCUUCCUUAAUGUUUACAAGAAACUCAUAGAUGUCCCAGAUCCAGUGCCUGCCCUGGAGUUUGCCCAGGGAAUACAGAAAAAGGCUCAAAAAGUUCAAGACUUAGAAAUUGAGAACACAAAACUGCGGGAAACCUUAGCAGAAUACAAUGCUGAGUUUGCAGACGUCAAAAAUCAAGAAGUGACCAUAAAGUCUCUCAAAGACAAACUUAAGGAGCAUGAAGAGAAGCUAGAACAAACAAUACAGGGGAGAACGAAAGAGAAAGAAAAACAGCUUCAGAGAAGUUUUGCUGAGAAAGAGCAUCAGCUCCAAGAGACUCAACUUUCUGUUGCUAAGCAACUGGGAGAGUCAGAACAGAAAGUUUCAACUUUACAAAGUGCGCUAGACAGCGUGCAGUCAGAACUAUUUGACCUGAAGUCAAAGUACGAUGAAACAUCAUCUGCUAAAUCUGAUGAGAUGGAGAUUGUAAUGUCAGACCUGGAGAGAGCAAAUGAGAGGGCAGCAGCAUCUGAGAGACAAGUUGAGCAACUACGGCAACAACUGUCAUCUGCCACACAGAAUCUCAAUCAAGCAGAACAGAUGUCAAAAGCUCCUGACAUGGAACAAGCCAUAGAUAUAUUGAAACGCUCAAGUCUGGAAGUUGAAUUGGCUGCCAAAGAAAAAGAGAUCAGUCAACUUGUUGAUGAUGUUCAGCGACUUCAGAGCUCACUAAACAAGCUAAGGGAGACCACAUCUACCCAGAUUGCCAACUUAGAGGAGGAACUUACCCAGAAAACUCAAGCAUUGAAGACCAUUGAAGAGCGAAUGAAGGGCCAGGAAGAUUAUGAAGAAACUAAACGUGAAUUGAACAUUUUAAAAUCAAUUGAAUUUCCCAGUAAGAAUUCAGAGGCUGCGCCAGAUUCAGCGGCCAUUAAAAAAUCCCUGGAGAUGCUGCUAUUGGAGAAAAACAAAGCCUUACAGACAGAGGCGACCCAACUUAAAUUGGCCAAUCGCGAAGUCACAGAGCGCUACAAUGGUCUCCAAGAGCAGUACAGUGAUGCUGUAGCCACGAUGCAGGAACAAAAGCAAUUGAUUGUUCAGUUGGAGGAAGAUCUACGUAGUGUCAAUGCUCUCUCCACCAUGUUCAGACCUGAUGCAGAGGGAGAGGCAGGUCCACCUUCAGAAACAGCUGAAUAUGUUGCGAAUGCAGUUAAAGAAAUGUCCCCAGCUUCUCCUACAUCAGAUUCCAAAAUGGCUGUCAACUCACUACUGCCGAUUGUUCAAAGCCAGCGUGAACGAUUCAGAGUCCGAGCACAGGAGUUGGAAGCUCAAAAUCUCUCCCAACAACAACAAGUUGUCUUGCUUCAAAAUGAGACAGACAAACUAAGAUCUGACAACGUCAAACUUUAUGAGAAAAUAAAGUUCCUACAAAGCUAUCCUCAAAAGGGUCGUUCCCAUGUUGAAGAUGACACAGAAGACAAGUACUCUACUCAGUAUAAUGAAAAGCUAGACCCAUUCUCAUCAUUUACCAAAAAAGAAAGACAAAGGAAAUACAUGGACCUGAAGCCUUAUGAUAAAAUUACUCUGAGCAUGGGGAGAUUCAUCAUGGGAAACAAGGUUGCAAGGACCAUUGCUUUCUUCUAUACAAUGCUUCUACAUUGCCUGGUCUUCCUGGUGCUUUACAAGGUGGCACAUACGGAGUCAUGUAAACGAGAUCUUGCUGUCGAUUGUCAUCAAAAGUUUGCUGAGCAUAUGUGGAAUGUUCACGGACAAAAUGAUGGGCACGGAAGCUGAAAAUCUUUAAUUUUGCAACCUGUUAGACAAGACACAUUUCUGGAAAAACAUUAUUUAUAAAGCAUGGAAAGUUUGAUUGAAAAUGGACUAUACAUUGUCAGUACAACUGUUGUUUUGGCCUUGGGACCAUUUUUUAGUCUGGAACUAAUAAAAGCCUUGAACUGAGAGUAUAUCAAAAAGGUAGAAUAUAUAAUUCCCAUAUUAAGAUUGGGACAAAAUGCUACUCUUAUAUUCUAAUUUUUGACAAAUUCUCAAGAAAAAUACAAAUAUAAGGCUGUUUUAAUAUAUUUUAGGCUUUAAGUUGUUAGUAAUAAAGGUCAGUCAGUUAGGGGUUCCUAAAUACUAUAAAUAGAACCCUGAUGAAUGGUAAUUAUUGAACCAGAAUGAUCUAGCUACAUAA